UCAGUCAGUCAGUCAGUCAGCCGCCAGGUGGUAAACUCUGCCAGUGCAAUGAUAAGUGUCGCUGAGUGUUCCUCGUUGCCCUCGCUGGAAAGUUUGUAAUUAUUCAUCUCGUCUACAAGGGAGUGUAACGAGAAAGAAAAGAACGAAAGAAUGCGUUACAAUCAGUGCUAUUGAAAAGCAGCCCACACUCCUCCCACUCGCUCGCUCCCAUAAGUGUAUGCAAGGAGGCGCAGUAGCAAACAGGACUUGGUAAAAGACUGAGUGAUCCAGGAGAGUGUAAUAUUGAAAGUGGCUUUGUCUUGUGUGGAUUCGUGGAGCACCAAGUGAACAAGUGAAAAGUAUAAGACAGAGAAGACAGUAGUGGUGAUGUGUGGUGAGGGUACAAGGAGUGGAGGACUGCAGUAAAACAUCAAACUCAAAUUCAACAUUGGGAAUUGGGAGUGAGAGAGUAAAUCCUUGACUCCCGGCCGGCGAUGAGCGGUUGAAAGGAGACGACGAGGCGCUGGUAAAGGAAAAGGAAGAGAAGAUGAACAACACCAGCAACGAUAACAGUAACAAUAACAGCAACAACAUGGCGACAGCUGCGACGACGGCGGCGGCAUCACAACAGCUCCUGGCCCUGUUUAGUGCCUGCGAUAAACAAGGCAAAGGAUAUAUCGUGAAGGAGGAGCUGCGAGACCUCUGCUCGAGUCUGGCCAUCGCCGACGAAGACUCCGACGUUAUCUUCAUCGACCUCGACCGAGACAAGGACGGCAAGAUCAGCUACACCGAGUUCUCCAAGGGCUUCGUCGAGUUCUUAAACCGCGACGCCGAAGAAAACACAGACAAGAGGGUUGCCAACGGAGGCAACAUGGGGCAGGAGGAGGAAAAUGUCGAGGAGGGUGAGCCGAGGGAAGCGGAGCAGAGCGUGGGCGGGAGUGCGAGGCGGAGGGAGAGCGUGCACCAGGCGUGGAGCGUCCUCACCAAUAACCUUCCUGACCUCACCAAGGCCACGCUGGGAGCCAAAAGCGGCGCCCAGAUCAAGGAGCUUCUGACGGACCUGCAGAGCCUCCCCACCCCCGAGGACGUGACGAGCCGGGUGAGCUGUGUCCUGUCGACGCUGCUGCAGGAGAUCGAGCUACUGCAGGACCACCACAAGAGGCUGGAGGUCCUUUAUCAGAAGGAACGAGCUCACCACGCCACGGCCCUCAAGUCCCUGGAGAGUGAACUUGAGGACCAGGUGGCGCGGGUGGAGCAGAAGGUGAAGAUGGAGGCGCGGCAGGAGAGCGAGGAAGAGAAGAGGCAGUUGCAGGACCAGAUGGAGCAGGAGAUGGCGCAGCUGCAGACACACCUGAGGAUAUUUCAGAAGGUGGACUCAUGGCUCAAAAAAGAGGAGACGGGAGGCGGGGAGAGAGUGCAGGAGGUGAGGAGGAAGCUAGAGGAGGCGUACCAUGACAACAGAACUCUCAACAUGUCCCUCCACGAGACCACCGCCAACCUGGGCCUCAUGCGCUCCGACCUCGCUCAAAUGCGUCUACAGUACGAGGAGAAGUGUAGAGAGUUGCACAGCGAGCGGGAGGCCGUCUUGGAAUACAUGCACCAGUACGACCACAUGAAGCGGCAGAUGGAGCUCCUGCAUGAGGCCAACAAGCGCCUUCAGGACACCAACGACAGCAUGCGCAGCGCCCUCGAGACGGAAUGGCGCCACUCUCCGCUGCUCUCCCGCGCCUCCAGCACCCGCUCCUCCUCCAUCCAGCGGUCCAAGGAGCGGCGCAGGAGUCACAGCCGCUCCCGGUCGCCGCAUAUCCCCGUCCUCUCCUCCGCGGACAGCGAGGGGGGGCUCAAGUACGGCAUCCGGCGCCUCAUGGACGACCUCGACUCCGGCCUGUCCACGCUGCCAGACUCUGCGGAGGACGGCGCCUUCUCCCACGACGAGAUCAAGCUUUCCGAGACUGACGGACCCAUGUCGCUGGAGGAGGAGCUCGGCAGCCUCGGAUCCCAGUCACCGCCCACCACACACACGGCAGACCGCCCCCCCAGCCAGCCCGGGAUCACGCCCUCCUCCUCCCCCUCCCCCCCGCCAGGCCCUGAGGCGCCCCCGCUCACGCCCACCUCACGAAGAACGCCGCGGGAGGGAAGCCAGGAGAGGAAUGGACCCAGCCACCAGUACCAUCGCAACAACACAAGGGCUAAAGGCACCACAGGCUACGAGGCAGUGGGUCCCCCUGAGAGAACGUAUAAAGUGGUAUUUGCCGGCGACGCUGCUGUAGGGAAGUCCACCUUUAUCGUGAGGCUCUGCAAGGGCUACUUCGUCAACAAUAUCGCCUCCACCCUCGGUGUGGACUACAAGGUGAAGACGCUCUGUGUGGACGAGAAGAACAUCGCCCUGCAGCUGUGGGAUACGGCAGGCCAGGAACGCUUCCGCUCCAUCACCAAGACGUACUUCAGGCGGGCAGACGGCGUCCUCCUCCUGUACGACGUGACCAGCGAGCGAUCCUUCCUGAACGUGCGGCAGUGGAUCCAAAGCAUUGACGACACGUGCGAGACGCGUGUUCCGCUGGUGCUGUGCGGGAACAAGGAGGACAUGAGGGUCAGAGCGGCGGCGGAGGGCAGGAGCACCAUCAGCAGUGCCGACGGGGAGAAGCUGGCGAAGGACUGCGGCGCCGUGUUUAUCGAGACCUCGUGCAAGACCGGCGCAGGUGUGAUGGACGCCCUGGUGCAGCUGGCCAGACAAAUGGUGACAACCGAGGACGUGGAGGUGCAGACUUCGGCCCUCAAGUUUUGUGCCGCUGACCAGAAGAGGUCUUGCUGCGGCGGGAAGAAGGACGUCUGAUGCUCGUCGUGUCGUGGUGGUCUGGCGGCUGAAAACAAGAGACGGGUGGAAGAGAAGACAGUGAUGCGAUGAACCGUGAUAUUGUAGCAGGACUAAAAACAGAAAUACUGGUAAGAGUAAGCUGAAAAUUAGUAGAAAGGAAAAAGAAGUGUAGUGAGUUGAUAUUUUUGUACAUUUGUGGUAAAAGUGUUGAUGAAGGAGAUGGGUAGAAGGAGUUACGUGGGUGUAGAUCUAUUAUGUUUUUCUACAAACUAAUUAACUAACACUAUUUAGAGGCUUGUAGGUAGCUAAGGAACCAAAGGCGUGAAUGUGAUUAAUGAUGUGAGGUAUACGUAUGGAUGAAGCGUGUGAGAGAGAGAGAGAGAGAGAGAGAGAGAGAGAGAGAGAGAGAGAGAGAGAGAGAGAGAGAGAGAGAGAGAGAGAGAGAGAGAGAGAGAGAGAGAGAGAGAGAGAGAGAGAGAGAGAGAGAGAGAGAGAGAGAAAUAUUAAUGUCAGUGUUUAAUAUUGCCGUAGUUAAGUAGUGAACAUUAAUAACAUCUCCAAUAUAAUAUUCAUCAUAUUCUUAAACUGUGUAAUUAUAUAUACUAUGUCUUUUGCACUGUAUGUUUUUUUUCUUUUCUGAGAGGGUAUGUUUCUGCAAGGUACUCCUGGUAUUUUGCAGCGUAACCACUCCUUAUUACCGAUUAUGUUAUAUAUUGCACAAAAUCAACACUGUGUAGGAGGCUUAUUAAUAGCUUUUAUAAACAAUGUGAUUUUACGAGUGAGAAAAUAAACUGUUGUGUAUUAGCGACAUAUUUUACCAUCAUUUUUACCUUGCUGGAAACACACACAAAAAAUAUAUAUAGAUCAGGUUGUGGAGGUUAGUAACACGGAUCAAAUAUAUAAAUUAUUGUUAGCGUGAAAAAAAAUUUGUUUUGGGGAUUUUCCAGGCUAUGCAGCAAGUCAUUAAAAUUGAGGAAUAUUUGUACACACACACACACACACACACACACACACACACACACACACACACACACACACACACACACACACACACACACACACACACACACACACACACACACACACACACACACACACACACACACACACACACACACACACACUU
This is a messenger RNA of Eriocheir sinensis (Chinese mitten crab), 3920 nucleotides long. RefSeq names its product ras and EF-hand domain-containing protein-like. The coding region runs from base 527 to 2812 and encodes 761 amino acids. Gene Ontology annotation, molecular function: GTPase activity; GTP binding; calcium ion binding. The transcript is spliced from 18 exons. The record is from RefSeq and is a predicted model, not a curated record. Lineage: Eukaryota; Metazoa; Arthropoda; Malacostraca; Decapoda; Varunidae.